GUAUGCUCUCAGCUAAUGGACAAAUUAACUGAGAUGGCGGACGACACAUCGGAUCGUAUCCAUUCAGAAGUAAACUAUGACGAGGCAAUCAUAGCUCAGGUUGACAAUAUCCAGAAAGAGAUUGCAGACACACAGGAUUUGAUAGGCAACAAAUUAGAUAUUCUGAAUCUCCUAAAUGAAUACUCCAAUGACGACUUUAUAUAUCAAGCUAAAAUUAAGAAUUUAUCGCUGAGGUAUUCCCAUAUACGAAAAACCAGAGGUGAUGGGAAUUGUUUCUUUAGGGCAUUUGGUUAUGGUUACUUUGAGAAGUUAUUGGAUGACAAAGYAGAAUAUGAAAGAUUUAAAUCCCUUGCUGGUAAAAGCAAAGAUGAGCUAGUUUCUCUUGGUUUUCCAGCACUAACAAUUGAGGAUUUUCAUGAUGUGUUCAUGGAAACUAUAGAAAUGAUUGGCAAGGAGCAAUCAGCUGAAGAACUUCUUAAGACAUUCCGUGAUGAAGGAAUAUCAAAUUACUUAGUUGUCUAUUUGAGGUUAUUAACAUCUGCACAGCUACAAAAGAAAGCAGAAUUUUUUGAAAACUUUAUUGAAGGUGACAGAACAGUCAAGGAGUUUUGUAAUCAGGAAGUAGAACCCAUGGCUAAAGAGAGUGAUCAUAUUCAUAUUAUAGCCCUAACAGAUGCCCUUGGAAUAUGUAUAAGAGUAGAAUAUGUUGACAGAACAGGGACAACAGAUGUCAACCACCAUGAUUUUCCAGAAGAUGGUCAAAAACCCCAGCUAACAUUACUGUACAGACCUGGCCACUAUGAUGUUUUAUACAAAGCUGAUACUUGAUGUCCAUARAAUGAGCAGAAUUCAAAAUGAUAAUAUAAUAUUGCCUUCCUUUAUGGAYAGUAAUAUUGUUUUUACACUGAACUUGCUGUUCUCUGAUAUUUUUUUCUUGCUAUUUCAACCUAGCAUUUUAAGUGAUACAAGGSAAGAAUUUCAACUUUCACAAUUUAAAUUUUAAAAUAGUUAGAACUUGUCCAUUGAAAAGGCCAUUGUUAUGRGUCCAGUCACACUGGUUUAACGUUUAUUUAAAUCAAAAAGAUCCUUGUAUUUGUUUGUACAUAUGUAGUGUGGAAAUGAAAACUAUUUUUCACUGCUUUGUUACUCAGAUAUUAUUUCACAUUGUGGUAGAAUUUUCUGAAGAUCUUGUAUGGCAUCUUGUCUGUUUUUUAUUCUUGUAGUUCCAGAUAUAUUCAGUCUUUUCAAGAUUCUAGAAAAUAAAUAUAUUGUUUUGUUCACAAUAUUAA
Messenger RNA from Exaiptasia diaphana, 1289 nucleotides. Its product is annotated as ubiquitin thioesterase OTUB1. The record is from RefSeq and is a predicted model, not a curated record. Gene Ontology annotation, molecular function: cysteine-type deubiquitinase activity; ubiquitin binding. The coding region runs from base 16 to 828 and encodes 270 amino acids. The transcript is spliced from 9 exons. Gene Ontology annotation, cellular component: nucleus. NCBI's taxonomy places the organism in Eukaryota, Metazoa, Cnidaria, Anthozoa, Actiniaria, Aiptasiidae. Gene Ontology annotation, biological process: protein K48-linked deubiquitination.